AUGGCGACCGUUGGACUCCGAACGAUGCGGAUAUGGAUGCUCAUCCUAACAUUCAUCAACCUCGUCAUUAUCAUCUCCCACUACGCCGAACAAAAGUACUGGGACAACUGGCGCAACUUCUUCGUCUACAACGGUACCGGCACUAAUAACAGCAUCAUUCUCAAGCGAGAGAAAUUCCUUCUCUGGCAGGACUGGGUUCUGAUCGUCUCGUCCUCGGCCCUCUUUCUCGCCUACAUAUACGCCUACAAGGUCAUCACUACUCGACUUCACAAGUACCUCCGGGCGUUGUUGAUGGUCAUACCAACGGUGUUGAUGUUGUUUGUGGGGAUCCAAUAUGUUCACCUGGUUCUCAAACUCGAGUUCCCGAGGAAUCACGGACCACCUUCCCCUUUUGCUUGCAAUUAUCUCAGUGGACUAGAGCGGGCCUAUUGUGGAGUGGUUGAGGCUACUUACUUCUUUGCCAUCCUCACUGGACUCUUUGGCUUGCUGGAAAUCUAUGUCACCAUCAGGAACGGACCCAUGCAGCCCAAGGAGAACCACUCGUAUGAAUCCAACGGAGGAAAUGGUGCCGGCGCAACCGUGGAAUUCGUCGGACCCUGCGAGCAGCAGACCCUGUCCCCACAGCAGUUCACUUCGUUCGCCAUCUCGGACCAACCCAUGUUGCUCUCAUCCUCAGAACAGGGCAAGGCGACAUUAGAUACACCCGAGCAACAAAAACCGACCACCCCAGCCCAACCAUCUCCAUUGCUUCAACAACAACUCCCACCAGAGCAGAUAUACGACACUCGAGCACCACUUCCAAACCCUAGCUCACACUCAGUACAAGCACAAGCAUACGAGACGUACACACCUGGGGCACAGUAUCAGCCACCACCACGACCACCUAUGCCAGACCAGAUAUAUGAUAAUCGCACACCUAUUCCAAACCAGCACUCAGUACAAGCACAAGCAUACGAGACGUACACACCUGGGGCACAGUAUCAGCCACCACCACGACUACCUAUGCCAGACCAGAUGUAUGAUAAUCGCAUACCUCUUGCGAACCCGCACUCGGUUCAGGCCUCAGCAGGACCGCCAAUAUCGUACCUACCUGCUCGUGCGCAGAUCGAGCACGAGCCCGCCUACUAUAGAAUGCCACUACCGAACCCUACUCCAGAAGAAACCGCAGCAGGACCACCAUCAGUCUACCCACCCGCGCGGAUCCAACAGGAAUUUGACAUGCGACCACCUGCUAAUGCUACCGUCGUUCGAACAGCACCAUCCCCACCCACACGGAUCCAACAAGAUGAAUACGACCAGCGUCCUCCUGCUAGUACUACCGUCGUUCAAACAGCACCAUACCACCCCACAUUGACAAAGCCCCAAAAACAAUAUGGGGUGGUUGGCAACUAUGAGCGCAAGGUGGUGGUGAGAUAG
Molecule: messenger RNA, 1416 nt
Organism: Linnemannia hyalina
Lineage: Eukaryota; Fungi; Mortierellomycota; Mortierellomycetes; Mortierellales; Mortierellaceae
Source: the annotation of a GenBank genome assembly